Messenger RNA from Cyphellophora europaea CBS 101466, 1533 nucleotides. RefSeq lists its product as uncharacterized. Gene Ontology annotation, cellular component: membrane. The coding region runs from base 1 to 1533 and encodes 510 amino acids. The transcript has 3 exons. The record is from RefSeq and is a predicted model, not a curated record. Gene Ontology annotation, biological process: transmembrane transport; carbohydrate transport. Lineage: Eukaryota; Fungi; Ascomycota; Eurotiomycetes; Chaetothyriales; Cyphellophoraceae. Gene Ontology annotation, molecular function: carbohydrate:proton symporter activity.
AUGGGGAAGCGACUCGGCACGUUUCGUGCCGUCUACGUCGUCGCGCUUUGCGCCAUCGGCUCGUUCUUGUUCGCCUUCGAUACCGGCAUCGUUGGUGGUGUUCUAACCAUGCCCUCCUUCCAACGGGACUUUCGCUACACCAAAGCCGAGCGGUCGCGCGUCAACUCGCUCUGUGUGUCAAUACUACAAGCCGGGGCAUUCUUUGGCUGCUUUGCGAUAUGGCCCGUCACUGCACGCUUCGGCCGUCGUAUUGGCUUCAUGGCGGCAUCUGCCGUCUUCUGUGUUGGGGCUGUCAUGCAAGUGGUCGUCAGCCAUUCCUUGGGUCUCUUCUACGCAGGCCGUGUCAUUAGCGGUGUCGGAACUGGCGCGGCAACCGUUCUUGUCCCCAUAUUUUCAGCUGAGAUGGCUCCCAAGGAGAUUAGAGGCAUGCUAGGCUCAUGCUUCCAGCUCUUCUUUGCCCUAGGCGUUUGCGUAAGCUACUGGGUAGACUACGCCGCCGCUGAGGGUGUCUCCGACACAUCGUCGACACAAUGGCAGAUCCCAGUUGGCCUGCAGUUGGUGCCAGGUGCUCUGAUGGGCCUUGGGAUGCUGUUUGUCAAGGAGUCAGUUCGCUGGCUGGCAAAGAGGGGUCGAAAUGAGGAAGCAUUUGACUCCCUCAUCUGGGUGCGUGGUGGGGAAGACACAGCAGAAGUCCGCGCCGAGUUCCAGGAGAUCCUGGCCGGCGUGCAGCUCGAGAUCCAACAGACCGAAGGCCUGACCUACAAAGAACUGCUUCUGCCGUCGAACAGACUAAGGAUGUUCAUUGCCAUUUCCAUUCAGCUAUGUCAACAACUUACGGGCAACACGAGCUUAGCGUACUAUGCACCACAGAUCUUUGCGACCAUUGGUGCCGGCAACAAGACUUUGUUCAUUACUGGCUUCUUUGGCGUUGUAAAAGUAGCAGGCUGUCUCGUCUUCUUACUCUUCCUCGUGGACGUUGUCGGCCGUAAGAAGCCUUUCAUGGGCGGAGCCUUCGCGAUGGGAAGCUUCAUGCUGAUUAUAGCAAUCAUUGUACUGAAGUUCCCACCCGAGGCCGAGUCAGACAGCAUAUCAUCAGCAGGUGCAGCUGGUAUUGCAAUGGUAUACCUUGAGGCCAUCUCGUUCAACAUGAGCUGGGGCCCACUUCCGUGGCUGUACAUUGGCGAGAUCUUUCCCUCGCGGAUUCGCGAAAUCGGCGUCGCGAGUGGUGCGGCUUCGCAGUGGUUGUUCAACUUUAUGAUGUCCCAGGUCACUCCAUACGCAAUUGACAAUAUUGGAUGGAGGACGUUCUUGAUGUUUGCGAUCUUCAAUUAUGCCAUUAUCUUCUACAGCUUCUUCGUGCUCAGAGAAACUGCUGGCAAGUCACUCGAAGAGAUGGAGGUCGUCUUCGGCACCGUUGAUCGCCUACCGACAAAAGGUGACGAAGAGGACGCUCAAGAAGGGUCGAGCGUCCCGAGAGAGGUAUAUUCGCAUGACAGUGGGAAGGCUACAGAUGCAAGGGGUGAACGCGCUUAG